CUUAGCUCUGUUUCCAAUCCAGGCUGUCCGUUUAAUUUUCUAAUUUUAAUUGUUAACAACAGUUUUAAAGAGAAACAAGUUUUUGUCCUUUUUUUGUUGUUUAUUUAAGCACAAUGUCUGUACGUGCCGUCGUGUCCAAGGAUGGCGAGAUUUUGGAUACGGUGGAGUCGUCUUGCCAGGUCGGAUUCCCAGCCCUCGCCUGUUCCAUCCUCGACGUCAAGAAGAGGCUCAACGCCGUCCUGACCGGACUCAUUGGCCGUGAAGACGCACUGGACGAGGAAGAGGAUGAAAAUGACGACGAGGAGGAAACAGAAGAUGGCCGAGGUACCAAAAGGAAGAAUUCCGACUAAAAAUCAACCAACUUAUACCAUAAACAAUAAUAUUUAAAAAAAUAAAUUUUUUAAGUAAAAUUGAAUUGUUAAUAUAAUAACAGCAAUUGAAACCUCCCACUGUUUUUUAUAACCUUGCAGAGGUUAUCUUACAACCCUUGCGACUUUUGUCUUAUUUGAUUCUUCUUACAAUCUUAUUAAUAUUUAAAUUUGGAAAUGUCUUCGGCCUUUUCCAGAAUUUUAUCCAGGACGGGAUUUGUUAGGAUGGUAAGUCGUGAAUUGAGACCGGUGAGGCGAAUGAGCAUGCAAGAUGCAAAGGCUCCAGUUGGCAUGGGGCCUGUCACAUGGAAAUCCCUGGGGAUCACCAGUGCCAUAGGAGGCGGGUUGUUUUUCUACAUGCUCUACCUCAAGGGCCAAAAGGAAAGAGCUAUGGAGUUGGAGAGGAAGCGGCAAAUUGGCAAAGCGGCCAUCGGUGGGUCGUUCCAGCUCGUCGACCACACCGGCAAGAUGGUGACGAAUGAAGACUUCCUCGGCAAAUGGCUGCUGAUAUACUUUGGCUUUACCCACUGUCCCGACGUGUGCCCUGAGGAGAUGGAAAAGCUCGCCGAAGUAAUUGAUAAACUUGAUAAUAGCAGCUAUAAAGUUCCGAUCCAGCCACUUUUCAUAUCAGUAGAUCCAGAUCGCGACACACCACCCUUAAUCAGCAAGUACAUCACAGAGUUCUCCCCUCGUUUCAUCGGCCUCACUGGGACGAAAGAGCAGGUCAACGCUGUAUGCAAGGCAUAUCGUGUGUACUUUAGCGCCGGGCCCAAGGAUGUAGACAACGACUACAUCGUCGAUCAUACAAUAAUAAUCUACCUCGUCAAUCCUGAUGGUGAGUUUGUCGACUACUAUGGGCAAAACAGGAAUGCGCAUGAGAUCGCCGAGAGCAUCAAGUUGAACCAGGCGAAACACGAAUCACUUACAAAAAAGACCUGGCUUGCCAAUCCUUUCGGGACAAGAGGGGUGCUUACGAGCUAAUAGGAAGGCUUAAAAUUAGUCAGAGCUUUGUAAAUAAAUUGAACAUAACGCUCAUAAAUAUUAAUAAACAUUCUCUUUUAUUAACCAGGAUGUAUUUUGACCAUGCUUUGUUGGUAAUGUACUUAUGAUAAACGAAUUAAAAAUAAAGGUUGGACUUCUGAUUUUUUGUAAC
Cimex lectularius (bed bug) is the source of this 1521-nucleotide messenger RNA. RefSeq names its product protein SCO1 homolog, mitochondrial (gene Scox). The record is from RefSeq and is a predicted model, not a curated record. Gene Ontology annotation, molecular function: copper chaperone activity; copper ion binding. The coding region runs from base 546 to 1349 and encodes 267 amino acids. Gene Ontology annotation, biological process: intracellular copper ion homeostasis; mitochondrial respiratory chain complex IV assembly. The transcript has 5 exons. Gene Ontology annotation, cellular component: mitochondrial inner membrane. Lineage: Eukaryota; Metazoa; Arthropoda; Insecta; Hemiptera; Cimicidae.